AGUGGCUAGAAAUCCGAACCGAGGCUCCCACAGCGAAAUGCCAGGCCCAGUGAACGGCGUGAACGGCUAUCACGCUGCAGCAGACGAGGAGGAGAUAGACUAUAGCGAUAUCGAGCAAAAGUACACACCUCACUAUGCCUCACCGCUCGCUUCUGCCGUCUUGAUCGAUGGCGCACCCGUCGUUGGACCAGAGAGACGUGCUAAGCUGCUCAGUGCGAUUCAGAAGAGGUUCAAUGAGCGAGGCAUCUCCGUCGAGACCAAAGAUAUGGACAUGCCCAUGACAGAGGGCGACGACCCAAAAUCAAAAGGACUGGUGUUUGUGACCUUUGCGACACCUGCAAUAGCACAGAAUGCCGCUCGAGCUCUCGACAAUUUCGCCUUCGACAAAAAACAUACUCUCGCCGUCAAGACGUUCGACGAUGUUGAGCGUGUCCUGAAGACCACAGAAGAGUGGCAAGAUCCUCCCGAAGAGCCCUACGUGCCCAAGGAUCAUCUCAGGUCCUGGCUUGCCGACACUGCCGGUCGAGAUCAGGUUGUCCUAUACAGAGGCGACGAUGUCCAGAUUCACUGGGCCAAUCGGACCGGCAGCCUGGAGCUCGAUCACCAGCGUCAGAAAUGGACAGAAUCAUAUACGAGCUGGUCACCCUUUGGCACCUACUUCGCGACGGUGCAUGCGCAAGGUAUUGUGCUUUGGGGUGGUCCCAAAUUCGACAGAGUCAAUCGCUUCCCACACAACGAAGCCAAGCUCAUCGAUUUCUCCCCCAACGAACGGUACCUCGUCACAUGGUCCCCGCGCCCUAUCGAGAUCCCGACAGAUCCUCGAGCGCCCAAUCCCUGGACGGCAGACGACGAGGGCAACCAUGUCUGUAUAUGGGAUGUCGUCACGGGCAAGCUCUUGCGGUCGUUUGCCAUGAUUCCAGAUCCAACGACGAACGAGGCCGGCAAGAGGCAAAUCUUCUGGCCCAUGUUCAAGUGGUCGCCCGAUGAGAAAUACUUUGCUCGCAUUACCCCUGGCCAGCAGAUCAGCGUCUACGAAGCUCCUUCGAUGGGCUUGAUUGACAAGAAGAGCGUCAAGAUCGAAGGUGUCGUCGAUUUCGAAUGGUCGCCCAUGAGCGAAGCGGACAGAGAGGCCGACGCUGCAGACUCGAAGGAAGAAGCGCAGGCGAGUACGUCGAAAGCGCCCGCCAAGGCCAAGAAAGUCAGAGAGAACGUCAUUGCCUUUUGGGUGCCGGAAUUGCAGAACCAGCCCGCCCGCGUCAGCCUCAUGGCACUGCCCUCGCGCACCAUCCUGCGCUCACGAAAUUUGGUGUCGGUCUCCGAUUGCAAGCUGCAUUGGCAGUCUGAAGGCGAUUAUCUAUGCGUAAAGGUCGACAGGCAUUCGAAGACGAAGAAGACCAUGUUCUGCAAUCUCGAAAUCUUCCGAUUGCGCGAAAAGGACUUCCCAGUCGAAGUGAAGGAGAUCAAGGACACAGUGACAGCUUUUGCGUGGGAGCCCAAAGGAUCCCGAUUCGUCAUGAUCACUAGCAGCGAUCCCAAUGUCAUCGGAGGUGCACCAGGCUCGUUUGCAACGAGCGUCCUCUUCCAUCAGCUCGACACGCGCAAGGGCAACUUUGUGCUACAAAAGACAAUCGAGAAAAGGCUGGUCAACACAGUCUUCUGGUCGCCAAAAGGUCGCUUCGUUGUUCUGGCGACAUUAGGCUCAUCGACCAAAUUCGACCUCGAAUUCUGGGACACCGAGCUGGAAGCGGCUAGCGGCGCAGAUCUCAAUGAGCCUGGCGUCAACAUACAGCUCCUCACGGCUAUUGAGGAAUACGGCAUGACUACUGUCGACUGGGAUCCCAGUGGACGUUAUGUCGCCACAAGUGGAAGUAUCUGGACUGGCUCGAUGGAGCCAAGCUUUGCAUUGUUCGAUUUCAAAGGCAACCAGCUCGCAGCGCAGACGGUGGAUAAAUUCAAGCAGCUCGUCUGGCGACCGCGACCGCGUACGCUGCUCACGAAAGAGAUGCAACAGAAGAUUAGGCGUAAUUUGCGCGAGUACGGACGGCAGUUCGAGGAACAAGAUCAGCUCGAGGAGUCCAACGUGUCCGCGGAGCAAGUCGCGCUCAGAGCCCGACUCAUACAAGAAUGGAAUGCUUGGCGACGCAAUACGAUCGAAGAGCUCGAAGAGGAGCGUGAGCAACUCGGUCGCAAGCCGCUCAAGGACACCACAGCCGACGAUGGUGCUCUGGAGGUGGUCGAGGAAUGGGUUGAGGAGAUCAUCGAUGAAGUGGAAGAGGUCGUCGUCUAGAUUUGUCUCGAUGGACAUGCAUGCGCUUUGCUACAACAAC
Molecule: messenger RNA, 2327 nt
Organism: Mixia osmundae IAM 14324
Lineage: Eukaryota; Fungi; Basidiomycota; Mixiomycetes; Mixiales; Mixiaceae
Exons: 7
Coding region: 38-2287 (749 amino acids)
Biological process (GO): translational initiation
Cellular component (GO): eukaryotic translation initiation factor 3 complex
Molecular function (GO): RNA binding; translation initiation factor activity; translation initiation factor binding
Source: RefSeq, a predicted model, not a curated record